GACCCCCAACAGAUGUCGAGCUUGACUUUUAACGGCACACGCUGCACCCUUCUUUUCGCAGAAAUGACCUAAACCCAAGUUUACAUUUGUUUCUAUUCAACCCAGUGCCGGCUAUUAGCCUACACUUACGGGAAGUGUGAUGAAGGAUCAGUUACUUUGUUGAGAUUGGAUACUAGAAGCGGUAGUAGCCAAGUUAGAGUAUUUAUUGAGGGAAGCUCAUGGCGGCUGUGAGUGUGAGUAGCGGUAGUAGUGACACAUCUAGCACCGGCGAAGAGGAGAGGAUGAGGCGGUUGUUUCUGACUUGCGACGGCGACGGUGAUGGAUACAUCAACAGGAAUGACCUGCUGAUGGUGUGCAGACAGCUUAACAUGGAGGAGUCUGUGGCAGAGAUCAUGGGCCAGCUGGGAGCGGAUGAGCGAGGCAAGAUUUCCUUCGAGGACUUCACCCGCUGCCGCAUGCAGCUCGUCAACGAGAUCCGCAAGGAAGAGGGCGAGCUCUCCCAACGCUCCCAGGACUCUGAAACUAGGAAGCUCAGGGAACACAUCGCCUCUUGGCCAACCAGCAGCGAGAACAGCCUGGGGGCCCUGUCAGGGGCCAGAGAGAGCUGGGAGUACGACUCUGGGGCCAGGGACCUCCAGAGUCCAGACAUCCAGCCUCAGCAAACACAGACCCAGCAGCAGCCAGCCAUCCUCCAGAAGGUCCUGGAACCGCCUGGGACUGUCCUAGAACAGCAGGCUGCCCUUCAUAUGCUCCUGUCCCAGACCAGCGCCCGCUGUGCCCCCCUGGGGGGAAAUUACCUGGAGCUGGCCAACACACUCCAGCUGACAGCCCUGGCCUCGUGGAAGGGGGACUUGGUGGAGCUGAACAAGCGGCUGGUGCAGACGGAGAGAGAAAGAGAGCUGCUAGAGAAGAGACUGGCCAAAGCACAGUGUGAGCAGUCCUAUCUGAUGCGGGAGCAUGAGGACGUUCAGGAGCGGACCACCCUACGAUACGAGGAGAGGAUCACAGAGCUACACAGCAUCAUCGCUGAGCUCAACAAGAAGAUAGACCUGCUACAAGGCACUACCAUCAGGGAGGAGGAUGAGUUUUCGGAGCUGCGUUCGGAGCUCAGCCACAGCCAGCACGAGGUCAACGAGGACGGACGCAGCAUCGACCAGGACGUGGCCUCCGUCUCACUGGCUGAAAACCACUCCACCCUGGCGACCGCCAACAUGGACAACUGCAGUGACCUGAACUCAGAGCUGCAGCGGGUUCUGACAGGGUUGGAGAGCGUGCUGUGUGGGAGGAAGAAGAGCACAUGCAGCCUGUCUGUGGCCGAGGUGGACCGCCAGAUAGAGCAGCUGACCACCGCCAGCCAACACUGUGACCUUGCCAUCAAGACGGUGGAGGAGAUCGAGGGGGCCUUGGGCCGGGACUUCUACCCCAGCCUGUCGGAGGAGCGUAUGCACUGGCAGAAGGAGCUGGUCGGCCUGAGGGAAGAGAACGAGAGCCUGACGGCCAUGCUGUGCUCCAAGGAGGAGGACCUGAACCGCACCAAGGCCACCAUGAACGCCAUCCGGGAGGAACGUGACCGCUUGAGGCGACGGGUGCGGGAGCUGCAGACGCGUCUCCAGAGCUCCCAGCCUGCAGGCCUGUCCAGCCCCGGGCGUCUCACCCCCGCCUCCCGUCCAAUCAACCCCAGCACUGGGGAACUCAGCACCAGCAGCAGCAGUAACGACAUACCUGUGGCCAAGGUGGCGGAGCGGGUGAAACUGUCUAAAACCAGGUCGGAGUCUUCCUCCACCGAGAGGCCUGUUCUGGGAUCAGAGAUCAGCAGCAUCGGGGUGUCCAGUAAUGUGGCGGAGCACUUGGCACACUCCCUCCAGGACUGCUCCAACAUCCAGGAGAUCUUCCAGACCCUCUACUCCCACGGAUCAGCCAUCUCUGAGAACAAGAUCAGGGAGUUUGAGGUGGAGACGGAGAGACUUAACAGCCGCAUCGAGCACCUGAAGUCUCAGAAUGACCUCUUGACCAUCACGUUGGAGGAGUGUAAGGGCAACGCAGAGAGGAUGAGCAUGCUGGUCGGCAAAUACGAGUCCAACGCUACCGCCCUACGACUGGCACUGCAGUACAGUGAACAGUGUAUAGAGGCCUAUGAGCUGCUGUUGACGCUGGCGGAGAGUGAACAGAGUCUGGUACUGGGCCAGUUCAGAGCUGCCGGAGUGGGCGACGUAGGUGAGAAGUUGGGAGAGGAGAGCAUCACUCAAAUCCUGAAGAGGGCCCAUGACUGCAGGAAGACAGCAGAGAAUACAGCCAAGGAUCUGCUGGGCAGGCUGGACGGUAGCUGUGGAGCCGCAUUCGCUGUGACUGGCUGCAGUGUUCAACCAUGGGAGAGCCUGUCCUCCAAUAGUCACACUAGCACCACCAGUUCCACGACCAGCUCGUGCGACACAGACUUCUCCAAGGAGGACGAACAGCGACUGAAAGACUACGUGCAGCAGCUAAAGAAUGACCGUGCGGCAGUCAAGCUGACCAUGCUGGAGCUAGAGAGCGUUCACGUCGACCCCCUCAGCCUUGAGGUCAAGCCCCGGGGAGACACGCACCGUCUGGACCUGGAGAACGCUGUGCUGAUGCAGGAGCUCAUGGCCAUGAAGGAGGAGAUGGCGGAGCUGAAGGCCCAGCUCUACCUGCUGGAGAAGGAGAAGAAGGCAGUGGAACUGCGGCUGAGCACGCGGGAGGCCCAGGAGCAGGCCUACCUGGUGCACAUCGAGCACCUCAAGGCCGAAGUGGAGGAGCAGCAGGAGCAGCGCAGGAGAUCCCUCAGCUCCACUGGGAGUAGUAGUAAAGACAAGAGCCAAGCCGCUAAGGAUUGUGGAGACUCUCCGGCCAUCAGCCUAUCAGACCUGAGGACACUGAAUGAUAGCGACCUGGCAGCAGAGCUCACCAACGCACUGAGACGGGAGAAGAAGCUAAAGGGGCGUGUCCAGGAGCUAGUGGCAGCGCUGGAAAGACUAACCAAGAGUAGCGAGGUCCGCCACCAGCAGAGUGCCGAGUUCGUCAACGAUCUGAAACGGGCAAACAGUAACCUGGUGGCUGCGUAUGAGAAGGCCAAGAAAAAGCACCAGGGUAAGCUGAAAAAGCUGGAGGCUCAGAUGAUGGCCAUGGUGGAGCGCCACGAGACACAGGUUCGCAUGCUCAAACAACGCAUCGCCCUGCUGGAGGAGGAAAACUCACGGCCACACACCAAUGAGACCUCCCUAUGAGAACUGAUGAGACAUCCCUAUCAGAACUCACAAGGCAUCAGUAUGAGAACUCACCAGACGUCGCUUCAGAAACUCACCAGACGUUGCUAUGAGAACUCACCAGACGUUGCUAUGAAAACUCACCAGACGUCGCUUCAGAAACUCACCAGACGUCGCUAUGAGAACUCACCAGACGUCGCUAUGAGAACUCACCAGACGUCGCUAUGAGAACUCACCAGACGUCGCUUCAGAAACUCACCAGACGUCGCUAUGAGAACUCACCAGACGUCGCUUCAGAAACUCACCCAUCGCAAUGAGAGAUACAUCACUGUGAGAACUUGCAGCCAAAACUCACAGCGCCACACCAACAGGACCUCCGGGUGAGCAACGCAAGGAGACUUCAUGUCCACAUUAUUAUUUGGAACAUCAUUACGAGCAUCGGUUAGAGGAGGGGACAAGGGAAUGGCUGGUAUGUGUGUGUGCUGAGAAUGUAAGCUUUCCCUACCAACCCAUAGACACCCUGCAGUCCUAUUCGGCACAUACACGUGGGGAGGACACUCUGCGGUGAUAGCUGCAAGUUCAUUGGCCAGCAGAUGGACAGGUAAAACUGCCAGGACCAAUUGGAGUUGACGCUACAAAUGACAGCUUUCAAUCAUAUCUGCAGAACGACACAUUUUGUUUACCACAGAAACCGGUAGAGGAAAAGUGUCAUUUUAUAUUUUUUGAGAGGAGCACUAUAAGUAAGCAAUAAGGCACCUCAGGGGUUUGGGGAAUAUGGUCAACAUACCACGGCUAAAGGCUGUUCUUAUGCACGACGCAUCGUGGAGUGCAUGGAUACAGCCCUUAGCCGUGGCAUAUUGACCACAUACCACAAACUCUUGAGGUGCCUUAUUGCUAUUAUAAACUGGUUACCAAUGUAAUUAGAGCUGUAAAAAUAUGUUUUUUAUACAUACCACAGCUGUCAGCCAAUCAGCAUUCAGGGCUCUAACCACCCAGUUUAUAAUAUAAACUAACUAUCCUUACUGGCAAAUUAUUAACUAUUAUCUCCCAGUUUAUUUCAAAUGUUAGCUUUGAUUUGGUAGCCUUUUUGUUAUUUCGAGGUUUGACUGCAAAUUAUUUUUGAAACUAUUUUUUAUCAAUGUUGCCAUUUAGAGUUAUUCCAUUUGUUGCCAUUUAGAAAUAUUUCUGGUGAUUCCCUUUUAAGGAAUACCUUUCUUUCAGCUCUACUUAGCAACUUCCCAGUUUUCAGUCUACAAAGUACACUCUGCCAUAGUGAAGACUUACUGAACACAUGGGCUCUAUUCACUCAAACCUGCUUCCGAGGUUUGAUUGGAUAGGGCCCUAAGUCAAUACCUCAAAUUGCGCAAAAUGUCCUUCCAAUAUGAAUGGCAUUGUUUCAGGUUCAGCCUUCAACUAUACAGCAGUGAAUCGCAAGAGACUGUAGUAGGUGUGUGCACAUGGAGGGGAGAUGACAAUAGGGGUGUGUGCACAUGGAGGGGAGAUGACAAUAGGGGUGUGUGCACAUGGAGGGGAGAUGACAAUAGGGGUGUGUCUGUGUGAGGAGAGAGAAAAGGGUAGAGUGUAUAAGAAUGUUUAAAGCAGAGAUCCAGAUGAUUCAUUUUGUCAUCCCCUUCAUGAACACAGAUUUGCUGCACACACACAAACAUCCUCUCCGGCCAAAGCACUUUUCACUUCACGCUGGACAAUAACACCACAUUGCCUUGUUGAGGACUCUUUGUUUUUCUGCAAGACUUAAACCCGGACCUCCAAUGUUAACCAAUGGCUGCUACUCUCUCUCUCUCUCUCUCUCUCGCUCUCUCUCUCUGUGUUUUGGGACGAGGGAAAAACAUACUUACUAUUCUAUAGCAAUCUGAGAUGCUGCAUUCUCACUCUACCUGACUGCUGUUCCGUUCAACAUCACUACUGUUGCUAGCUACUAUAAAUCGGCUUAAACCGGGAGCCUAGCACCCAGGUGACACCCAUGUUUCUAGAUAACCAUCAGUAGCUUGGUAUACAGAUGUUGUGAUUAGGCAGGGGUGGAUCAAUUCCAUCUAAUUCAUUUAAUUUGGAAAAUUGUCAUUGGCAAUAUUUUGCUUCAAUUCAUUAACCAAAUUUCCAUUGAAUUCCUGAGUUUGAAUGUAUUAACCCCAGUCCUGCUGUUUGGUAAGAUUCACUGCUAAAGCAAGCACUGGUGUGUAGACAAGUAUAGGAGUGAUGUAAUUUCCUCUCAAUAAACCAUCAUAGUUAUGACUUAUCUCGCAAAUACAGUCAGUACCUGUAUUUUGUUUCUGUUGUGCUUCUCAGGCAUACAACACAAGUGAGUCUGGAGCUCCAGUGGAGUGGUUGGUCUCAUCUUCUGUUCUGUGAAUGAGACAAGACGGGUUAGGGGGGUGGGGGUAAGGAAGGUGGGUUGGGGGUAAGGAAGGUGGGUUGGCAAACAAAUUACCUUAUUUGCACAGAUCUGUUUUGGAAUCAAAUCUUGGCAAUCGUUGUUUUGUUGAUUUUUAAAGAGGUUGUAUUUGUUUAUAUCAUAAAGUAAUAAACCAAUUUAAAUAAAUGCCAA
Messenger RNA from Oncorhynchus nerka (sockeye salmon), 5784 nucleotides. Its product is annotated as colorectal mutant cancer protein-like. The coding region runs from base 219 to 3242 and encodes 1007 amino acids. Gene Ontology annotation, molecular function: calcium ion binding. The transcript is spliced from 19 exons. NCBI's taxonomy places the organism in Eukaryota, Metazoa, Chordata, Actinopteri, Salmoniformes, Salmonidae. The record is from RefSeq and is a predicted model, not a curated record.